This is a messenger RNA of Sinocyclocheilus grahami, 1822 nucleotides long. RefSeq names its product TNF receptor-associated factor 4-like. The transcript has 7 exons. NCBI's taxonomy places the organism in Eukaryota, Metazoa, Chordata, Actinopteri, Cypriniformes, Cyprinidae. The record is from RefSeq and is a predicted model, not a curated record. Gene Ontology annotation, biological process: positive regulation of JNK cascade; activation of NF-kappaB-inducing kinase activity; regulation of apoptotic process. Gene Ontology annotation, molecular function: tumor necrosis factor receptor binding; ubiquitin protein ligase binding; zinc ion binding. The coding region runs from base 124 to 1602 and encodes 492 amino acids. Gene Ontology annotation, cellular component: plasma membrane signaling receptor complex.
CGGAAGUGUCAUGAGAGAUCGAUUGGUGUUUAGUGUUGGUUCGAUAAACGAGCGAUUAACCUACUAAUAGUGGUUCUUCUUCUUUGCAUUAAGAUUCUUUGUAAAGUUUGAUUCCAGCAGUUUAUGAGUGUGCAGUCUGAUGUUGAUAGACACAAAGGUAUUAUGCCAGGGUUAGAUUUAAAGUUUCUGGAGAGACCGAGGAGGAGCUUUUAUUGUCCUCUGUGUGAAAAGCCGAUGCGGGACCCCGUGCAGAUGUCCACCUGCGGACACAGAUUCUGCGACACCUGCCUGCAGGAGUACCUCAGUGAAGGUGUGUUCAAGUGCCCAGAAGACCACCUGCCGCUGGAUUAUGCCAAAAUUUUUCCAGAUGUGGAGCUGGAACAGCAGAUUCUUUCCCUGCCCAUCCGCUGCAUCCACAGCGAGGAGGGCUGCCGCUGGACUGCACAGAACAAGCUCCUGCAGGCCCAUUUGUCCGUGUGUGAGUUUAACGUGGUGUCAUGUCCAAACCGCUGCUCUGUGAAGCUGCUGCGACGUGAUCUGCCGGAGCACCUGCAGCAUGACUGCGUGAAGAGAAAACUGCACUGUGACCACUGCGGUGACGAGUUCACUGGGGAGGCAUAUGAGAAGCACCAGGGUGUUUGUCCAGAAGAGAGUGUGUACUGUGAGAAUAAAUGUGGGGCUCGUAUGGUGCGGAGACUCUUGGCCCAGCACUCUGUGUCCGAGUGUCCCAAACGCAAACUGCCCUGCAGAUACUGCAAAAAAGAGUUCCUCUAUGACACUAUUCAGCAUCAUCAGCAGCAGUGUCCAUGCUUCCCUAUGCAGUGCCCUAACAGAUGCGGCACAGCAGGAAUCACUCGAGAGACUUUAAUGGCACAUGUAAAGGAAGGAUGCAGCACUGCGAUGGUGCUUUGCCCGUUUAAGGAGGCUGGCUGCAAACAUAGGUGCCCUAAGACUGCAGUGGGGCGACACCUUGAGGAGGCCACACACACCCACCUCUCUCUUCUCGGUGGACUGGUGAAUCGCCAGAGGCUGGAGCUCAGGGAACUCCGGCGAGCGGUGGAGGAACUCUCUGGAAGUCGAGAUGGCACGCUGCUCUGGAAGCUCACAGACUUCAGUCAACGGCUACAGGAAGCUAAGAUCAGGACUUCUGGGAGUUUGGAGUUAUUUAGUCCCGCCUUCUAUUCCCAUAACUAUGGCUACCGUCUACAAGUGUCCGCCUUUCCCCAUGGGAACGGUAGUGGCGAGGGCUCUCACCUGUCAAUCUACAUUCGCAUUCUGCCAGGAGAGUACGAUGGGCUGUUGGAGUGGCCUUUCCCUUACCGCGUUUCCUUCUCGCUCUUGGAUCAGAGCGACCCGGCGCUCACUAAACCUCAGCACAUCACAGAGACCUUCACCCCAGAUCCCACCUGGAAGAACUUCCAGAGGCCACGGCCUGGAGCUCUGGGAAGUGUUCGUGGGGGUUGUCUGGAUGAGAGCAUGCUGGGCUUCGGCUACCCAAAGUUCCUCUCCCAUGAGGAGAUGAGGAAAAGGAACUAUAUCAGAGACAACGCUAUUUUCAUUAAAGCCUCCGUAGAUGUUGUCCAGAAGAUACUGAACUCCUGAGUUCUGAAAUAAAUGUUAAAUAAUGUGAAAAAUUAUCACUUGUGGGCCGUUUUGCUUAUAUUCAAAGUAAAGAUGUAUAAUUUUUUGUUUAAAUAUAAUCAGGGCUUUAACACAAAUGAAGGAUAUUUAGAUACUGAGAAGGAUAAGAAAUGCAAAUUCAAUGUCAUUUGCAUGUAUUUUCCUGGAAAAAGGUUUUUUUUUCUUUCAAAUAAACAUGACA